GCAAGAGCGGAGGCGAACAACCAUUUUGCGAGAGGAACAAAGCGAAAGGAAAACAGCUGACCAAAACACCGUCUUUUCCCGAUCGAGGAAGUUACAUAUAUGCAUACAGUAUACAAGGGAUUGAAUGGCCAAGCUGUCUCUCCUGUGUAAUGGUGAAGUCAAACUGGUGUGAGUCACCAAUGUAAAGAGCAACAAGGAAAUCUGACAGAUAGCUUGGUAUCAGCAUUUAAAGACAACCUUUACUGCAUUGAGACUGGAUUCAGCUUUUAACUGUACUAAACUGAACUGGAGUGAAGAAACUCAGAAUUGACACAGUAGAAGCACAGGUGGUAAUCGUCUGUAAGUCCGUUAAGAACCCUGGUGUUCUGUAUUCACUAUGGGUCAAUGUCUUUCUGGCAAGGAGGACUCUUCAAAUCCUACAAGAGACAGAGAGACACAUCUACAGAGGGAAUUAGUGACUACAAAGACUAAUUCUGCACAAAACUCCAGUAGACAACAGUCAGAAAUGUCCAUCCAUUCUUCAGGAAGCUCUCAACAACUCUCAGGAAGCAAAGUGUUUGCUUCUUAUCCUAGGUUGCCCCCAAUUCGCAAAUCUCAAAACAAUAAUGACACUAAGAGGCUCUCAUUAGAGUGCUCAGAUGGAAAAAUCAAUGCCUUAUUUGAUCAAUAUAGAAAUGAACCUGAAGCUAUGACAGAGGAUGGCAUAUUGAAGUUUUGUGACGACCUAGGAUUGAAACCUGAGGACUUUUCUGUGUUGCUCUUUGCUUGGAAGUGCAAUGCUGAAAUGAUGGGACGAUUCUCACGCAGUGAGUUUGUCUCUGGCUGCAAGAGUAUGCGUGUGGACAGUGUCAAAGGAAUACAAGGAAAGCUCCCUCACUUACUUAAUGAAGUUCAAAACAAACAGUCAUUUAAGGAGCUCUAUCGCUGGGCCUACAAGUUCACUUUGACUGUUGAACCAGGGCAAAGAACUCUCUCUACAGAAGUAGCCAUUCAGAUGUGGAAAAUUGUUUUUACUCAAAAUGCACCCCCAUUACUUGAGCCUUGGCUACAUUUCCUGGAAAAACAUGAGGGUAUACGUGGCAUCCCACGAGACACCUGGGACAUGUUUUUACACUUCACAGAGCAAGUAGGCAGUGACCUGAGCAACUAUGACGAGUCUGAAGCUUGGCCUAGCUUGCUUGAUGACUUUGUGGAAUAUGAAAAUGAUCUCCAAAAUCAAAAUGUUGUUGCCAGUCUCACUUAGUAUUGGCCCAAUCAAAAUGAGUCUACUUAAAUGAUAUUGCUUAUAUUAGCAAGCAAGGUUUCUGAUUAUGAUUUCCAUGUUGUUGAGGCUCUAGUCACAUAAAUGAGGGAGGGGGGGGGAGGUUAAAAAAUACAUAUCUAUGAUAGAAAUAUAUAAUUCUGUAGUUUGGUUACAGAUCUUUAUCAUGUUAGAUAUGAGUAAGCAUUUUAAUGUAUCGCUUGUCUAUUUUGUUGCACAUGUAGGUAGCUUUUGUAAUCAGAAUCAUGAUCAUAUUAAUAACAAGAUUGUUUAAGUGGGAUGUUUCCAAGCCUUUCUUUUUGCAUAUACCAGGACAGAUAGGGAUCUGUCAAUAUUAUUUAACAAAACUGUGUGAAAUGUAUGGAGAUAAGCUGGUAAGUAAUUGGCCAUUGGUGGAACAUUAACAAUAUGUCCAAAUAGGAUCAAAUAGAAGCAGCCAGACAUGAGGUCAAAACCCCAACAUAUGUGUUGGCUCUGUUGGUAAAGCUAGAAUGAGGAUUUUCACUGAUAGACUACCUAUUGAAGUUAAUAACUAUGUCAUUAUAAUGAUUUCAGAAUGUGUACUGGGUGCCUUUUUUAUCAGGGCUAUUGUUUUUCUUCAUGAUGGUAUUCGGAGCCAGUUGUUUUCAAGUGAGGCUUUUGUAUGGCUCUUUUUUAGUGUUGUGAAAUAUGUGUUGUCAUACCUUGUGGGUGUAACUGUAUCAGUUGGAGUUUUUAGCGGUAGCAUAUUUGUGUAUAAAUGGGGCAAUACAUUGUCAGGCUAUGAGUUGGAAACAGACUGCCUUGUCUGAAGUGCUAGACAAAAUUCUAUUUCAUUUAUAAUUAGUUUUAGAUCAGCAGCAUCUACAAAGAAAUAAACAAUGAACAAAAUAUACAAAGUAUGUCUAUUUGCCUUGAUUUACAGCAGAACUGUCAAUAAUUCUGAAUGUAAAUGAUCUCAGUUAUUCUAUUUUAUGUUAAUGAAAGAUUUGCUGCCUCUUUGUACAUUUGCUUUUGUGAUUAAAAGAAAAAACGAGGCAGGUUAACAUUUUAGAAAAAGCCAGUUUUAGCUGUAAUGCAUCUGAUUAUUCACAGCAUAUACCUUCAUUAAUAGGCAUAAGGUUUUUACCCUGAGGAAGAAGUACUAAAUGUCUUUGAAAUACUCAUAUCACAUGAUCUAUAUUAUUGGCUGUGAUAAUCUGUGUCUGUUCAUAUAGCACAGAUACAUUUUGACAAUCAGUUUUAUCUCAUUAGAUAUAAUGUGAGUUGAGUGAAAAUGUUAUCAUGCAUUACUAUUUAUUUCCAGAAGCAGUAAAUCUGAUGCCUAAUAAUCAGUAAUAUGUUAUGAUUGAAAAUGAUGCAGCAUGCGCUAUAAUUUUCCAGUUUUGCCACAGGAUUUUGAUAUGCCAGUAUUUUUGUUUUAGAUUUUCAGUAAACAAAAGUCAGAAAGUACAUUUUUAACUUUCUGUUAAAUGAUAAGUGAAGCUCAUUUAGGAUAAAGUUUAUUUCAACCAGUUGUCUGUAAGGAUUUCUUUGUGAACAUGUCGUCAGUGCAAUAUGUUUGUAUAAUGAGCUUUGUAUGAACAGACCAUAGCGCACCACUUGCUGUUAAUAAACAGGUGCUUUUUGCGAGAUAAAAAAAUUAAUGUAACAUAUUCAUUGUACUGUAAUGCAUUCAUUUCAAAAAAGUAAAAUUAAAGUAAAAUUGAUUGUGUGUAUAA
Messenger RNA from Lingula anatina, 2961 nucleotides. RefSeq names its product DCN1-like protein 3. The record is from RefSeq and is a predicted model, not a curated record. Lineage: Eukaryota; Metazoa; Brachiopoda; Lingulata; Lingulida; Lingulidae. Gene Ontology annotation, cellular component: ubiquitin ligase complex. Gene Ontology annotation, biological process: protein neddylation. Gene Ontology annotation, molecular function: ubiquitin conjugating enzyme binding; cullin family protein binding; ubiquitin-like protein binding.